Molecule: messenger RNA, 447 nt
Organism: Guillardia theta CCMP2712
Lineage: Eukaryota; Cryptophyceae; Pyrenomonadales; Geminigeraceae
Exons: 1
Biological process (GO): mitochondrial fission
Cellular component (GO): mitochondrion
Source: RefSeq, a predicted model, not a curated record
CGCUACGGAGGGUACGCGUUCCUGUUGGCAAGGUUCGCCAAGUUCGCUCAAGCCAAGGUGAGGUUCCUCGCCUUCACCUCCGACGUAGGGGAAGCGAUGCGGCCUGUGGUGCCGGUCUGGAUGGUCAACGCGACUUACGCCAUCGCCAUUGGCUACUGCGUGACUGACGUGGCGAUCGUGGGGUAUCAGGAGCACAAGAGGAACGGGAAUGUGGUGCGAGCGGUCACGUUCCAAACCAUCUUCCAGGGUUUGGCGUCUAUCGCCCUCCCCUUCGCUAUCAUUCACACCAGCGUGCAUGCCUGCCACAAGGCCUUGAAGCAACGUGCCCCCAAGUACGCUCAGAUCGGCCCGACGAUUCUGGGGCUGGCCAUCAUUCCCUUUCUUCCUAUGGUGUGUGACGAGCCCGUGGAGCACCUGCUGGAGUACGCCUUCGACAAGGCCUGGCCG